This is a messenger RNA of Leptonychotes weddellii (Weddell seal), 1262 nucleotides long. The record is from RefSeq and is a predicted model, not a curated record. Lineage: Eukaryota; Metazoa; Chordata; Mammalia; Carnivora; Phocidae.
UCAAAAAGUAAAAUGAAGUACAUUCUAGUUACUGGUGGUGUUAUAUCAGGAAUCGGAAAAGGAAUCAUUGCCAGCAGCGUGGGCACAAUACUGAAGUCAUGCGGUUUACACGUAACUUCAAUUAAGAUUGACCCAUACAUUAACAUUGAUGCAGGAACAUUCUCUCCCUAUGAACAUGGUGAGGUUUUUGUGCUGGAUGAUGGUGGGGAAGUCGACCUUGACCUGGGGAACUAUGAGCGCUUCCUUGACAUCCGCCUCACCAAGGACAAUAAUCUGACCACUGGAAAGAUCUACCAGUAUGUCAUUAACAAGGAACGCAAAGGAGAUUACUUGGGGAAAACCGUCCAAGUUGUUCCUCACAUCACAGAUGCAAUCCAGGAGUGGGUCAUGAGACAGGCAUUAAUACCUGUGGAUGAAGAUGGCCUGGAACCUCAAGUGUGUGUUAUUGAGCUCGGUGGAACAGUGGGAGAUAUAGAAAGCAUGCCCUUUAUUGAGGCCUUCCGUCAGUUCCAGUUCAAGGUCAAGAGAGAGAACUUUUGUAAUAUUCACGUCAGUCUUGUUCCUCAGCCAAGUUCAACAGGGGAGCAGAAGACCAAACCCACCCAGAAUAGCGUUCGGGAGCUCAGAGGGCUCGGGCUUUCUCCGGAUCUGGUUGUGUGCAGGUGCUCAAAUCCUCUCGACACGUCAGUGAAAGAGAAAAUCUCGAUGUUCUGCCACGUCGAACCUGAACAAGUGAUCUGUGUCCAUGAUGUCUCAUCCAUCUACCGAGUCCCCCUGUUGUUAGAGGAGCAGGGAGUAGUGGACUAUUUUCUCCGGAGACUUGACCUUCCGAUCGAGAGGCAGCCACGAAAAAUGCUGAUGAAGUGGAAAGAGAUGGCAGACAGAUAUGAUCGCUUGCUGGAGACCUGCUCUAUCGCCCUUGUGGGCAAAUACACCAAGUUCUCAGACUCGUAUGCCUCUGUCAUUAAAGCUCUGGAGCAUUCUGCACUGGCCAUCAACCACAAGUUAGAAAUCAAGGUAAGGAGGGGCGGCCCGCGUAUGGCUGAGGCAUGGACGGGGAGGGUUUCUGGAUUCUCAUAGAUGGCUAUAGGCCUAUCUGCUUUGUAUUCUUGGAACUCAGCAUUUCUUUUUAGGAAUAGAAAGGAUUCAUGGUUGGCUCCUGGCUUUGAGAGAGAAUAGUAGAACAUUUUCAGGAAACAGUGAAGGGGAGAGAUGGUCAGGGUAGUAGUUGCGAAAGAGCGAAUGGUUGAAUCUGAGUAUCA